This is a messenger RNA of Musa acuminata subsp. malaccensis (wild Malaysian banana), 879 nucleotides long. RefSeq lists its product as uncharacterized. The record is from RefSeq and is a predicted model, not a curated record. Gene Ontology annotation, molecular function: zinc ion binding; nucleic acid binding; endonuclease activity. Lineage: Eukaryota; Viridiplantae; Streptophyta; Magnoliopsida; Zingiberales; Musaceae.
CUGUCUCGGCUCGUUCCGCCUUCUCGAGAAAGAGGAGCGGAAAUGAGGUCGAGGAAGGCGGCGGCGGGCGGUCGGAGAGCCGCCGCGUCGCCUAGCGGAGAUAUCACCGUCGAUUCUCCCGGAGUCGAACGCGUCCGCCGCUCUGCCUCUCGCCGGAGGCCCUCCAGUGCAUCCGCAUCUUUCCUACACGACGGGCCCCCCGGUCUCCUCGGGGAGGAUGAGGGACAGGACGAGACGCGGGGGAUCUUCGAUGGCGGCGCUGCUGGGCCGUUCUCUGGGAACCCUAGGAGCUUUCCUUACGGUGUCAAGCUGCAGUGCUGGGACAAGGCCGAGAAGGUGAAGGGGCGGGAUCCCGACCGGUGGCGCCGCGACGCCCUCGGAAACAUCGUCUUCCGUAAGCUCGUCGGAUGCCCCGGAUGCCUUUGCCACGACUACGAUCACAUAGUCCCGUACUCAAAGGGUGGAAAAAGCACACUGGAAAACUGCCAAGUUUUGCAGGCAACUGUUAAUAGAUCCAAGGGGAACAAGAUGGAGGUCUCCAAAUCUGAACUCAUACAGAAGAGUGCUUAUUGCAGGGUUUCAGGACGAGACAUGGAUCUUCUAGAACUCUCUGCCUAUGGUAAUGUCCGUCGUGGACCAGAUUCAGGGGGAUGCAACAUCCAGUAACUAGCAUAGCAUCAUCUAGAUCCCAAUAGACAUGCCCAAUGGAAGUUUUGUGAUAAUUGAAAUUAGCAGUCCUACCGCUCCUUAUGUUGGAUAUUCUUGGACUAAUCAUUUAGUGAUAUCAGUGCCUGCUACUUCCAGGCCAAUUUAUCCUGUAUUUAUGAUAUGGUAGUCUUGGAUCUACUGAGAACUAAUGGUUUUCUUUCUAUUCCUUUA